Dendronephthya gigantea is the source of this 1700-nucleotide messenger RNA. Its product is annotated as organic cation transporter protein-like. Bases 1 to 1146 code for a protein of 381 amino acids. Gene Ontology annotation, biological process: transmembrane transport. Gene Ontology annotation, molecular function: transmembrane transporter activity. The transcript has 8 exons. Gene Ontology annotation, cellular component: membrane. The record is from RefSeq and is a predicted model, not a curated record. NCBI's taxonomy places the organism in Eukaryota, Metazoa, Cnidaria, Anthozoa, Malacalcyonacea, Nephtheidae.
AUGGCAACCAAUAUUGAUUUGUUUCAUGAUAAACUCUUCUGUUUCAAAAAGGGCUCUAUGUUGGUGUCGUUCACCUUGGCGUUGGAGUUGUUCCAGACGAAGUAUCGUGCACGAGCUGGCGUAUUUUUUGGCAUUAUGGCGGUGAUUGGUGGCGUGGUGUUAGGAAUACUUGCAUACCUAAUACGAGACUGGAGAUACAUUCAACUAGCCCUCUCAUUCAUUCCGUUUAUUUUACUGCUUUUAUGUGUGAGCUUAAACCAGUGCCUUCCUGUUUUUGUUCCUGAGUCACUUCGCUGGCUCAUUCUUCACAAAAAGUACGAUAAAGCAGAGCGUGUAGUUCGACGCAUAGUUAUGUUCAACAGGCUGCGGUGUCCUGAGGAAAUCCUGGCGGAAAUUAAAGAGAGUCGCGUACUGCAAGAUAACCGAGCGAAACGAAUCCGAAGACCAAGCGUUAUAGAACUCUUCAGAUCUCGAUCAUUACGAAAGAGAAGUUUAACUCUAAUUUUACUGUGGUUUACUGUGUCUUCGGCGUUUUAUGGUCUCGCCUUCAAUAUUUCAGCACUGUUCGGCGAUAAAUACAUCAAUUUUGGGAUAAGUGAAGCAGUGGAUUUGUGUGCGAUCUUGGUGAUUUUAUGGGCUGUCCCAAAGUUUGGACAUCGCAAGCCAUUGGUUAUCGAAUUCUUUAUUUGUGGAAUUGCAAAUUUUAUAUCACUUGCAACAAUCGCCAUGAAAUCAGAUUCAACGAGUCUAAAAAUUCUUGAAACUGCAUGUGCGCUUAUUGGAAAGUCCUCCGCCCUGGCUGCCUUGAAUACUAUAGGCACAUUUACUGCUGAACUGUAUCCUACAGUUAUACGAAAUAUAAGUCUUGGUGUUAAUAGUGCUUGGUCAAGAAUUGGAGGCAUGCUGUCACCACAGAUAUUCUUGCUGGGCGCAUAUACUGCGAAAUUCGUCCCAUAUGCUAUCUUUGGUGUGCUGUCACUCACCAGUGCUUUCCUAAUCCUUCUGCUCCCCGAAACUCACAACACGUCACUGAUGGACACUGUUGAUGACGUGAGACGGCAGAAACUUGUUAUUGAAACCAACCUCGACGAAGAAGACGAUCAUGAACGGUCGAAGAAUGUGGAAGGGAGCAGCCUUAUACGGUGAUGCAAAGCCCGCGUGCAGGUUGAGAAGGAGCUAUAAUCUAGGUAACGUACGACAUAUGCCACUUAACAUGGGGGGCAAAGGAGGCUUUUCCAUUUAAAAGAUUGCAUUGCAAUUCGUUAAAUUUACUCUAUUCGCUUGCGUGAGUAUCUCACGCAAAGAGUUUCAAGAGAGUAGAACAUUUAUCAAUCGCCUUGCGAAAAGCCUCCAGACACUGACAUAGAAUCGCCGACACUGUGCACUAAUAGCAAGCGUCAAUGCAGAAGUGGAGUUAACAGGAUACUUACUGCAUGUCUUUCUUUCCUACCUCAUCGUUCCGGCGUCUUUGGAUAGUAGAGACUUAAAUGUAGACUUGCGCUUAAAGCAAACGCCAAACUAACUUUGUGUUUAACUACCUUAAAACGCGCAAUAAUUUCGUUAAAUUCACUGAGAGCUUUUCCAGAUAUAAGGAAAGGUGGGCAGCUAAAAUACUGAACUGCUACUAUUAAAUAAUCAAAUUCAAUAUGUCUUGCGUCAGACACACUGUGUAAUUAUGAUAUCUGAAAAACAAUUCGGCA